Lactuca sativa (garden lettuce) is the source of this 396-nucleotide messenger RNA. RefSeq lists its product as uncharacterized. The record is from RefSeq and is a predicted model, not a curated record. Lineage: Eukaryota; Viridiplantae; Streptophyta; Magnoliopsida; Asterales; Asteraceae.
AUGCUAAAUGAGUUAUAUUAUGCUGCAAUCAUUGAUGGAUUGGCAAUUAAGAUGGGAGAUCCGAAUCGAUUAAUUUUGCCUUGCGAAUUUGGCAAUUCCACUUCAAUAAAUGCUUUAGCCGAUUUGGGGUCUAGUAUACAUCUCAUGCCAUAUUCCUUUUACAAGAAGCUCGAUCUACCAAAACUACAAAACACAAGGAUAACACUUCGAAUGACGGAUCACUUAAUCACUCACCUACGUGGAAUUGUUGAAGAUUUGUUGGUGAAUGUGGGGAAAUUUAUUUUUACGGUUGCCUUUGUGGUUCUAGACAUGAAAGAAGACGGAGACCUUCCCAUAAUUUUGGGAAGACCAUUCUUGAGCACCACGAGAGCCCUUGUUGACAUCCAUGAUUCUUAG